ACUAAACAUGAACAUGUGACUGAUAUUGGACUCCACCCAGCAUCAUGAAAGUGUCAUACAGUCGUAUGUUGUUUGCAAAUGACAUUUGAUGUGUAUGGUCGUUAGGCAUUUGGUCGUACUGCACUUUGCGUUAGCAACCACAAUUUGCAAUCGAUCGAGCUGAAACAGUCGAUUCGAUUCUGUUUAAGCUCUCGGGAGAUUCCGAAUUUGGAAUUUUUCUUGCCAACCCGCGACGUGAACGGUUUUCUAACAUUCAACAGCGGAGUAAUCGCAAGAUUUUGCCGUCGCGAAAGAUGUGAUCCACCGACCUUUGAGUUGUUCUGCGGAGACCAUGGGGGCCAUUCUUGUGCAGUCCUGCAGACAUUGAGCACCAAAGAUCCACGCCCCAUCCCCUGAACUUCUAUAUCAUUCCGUGGUGAGCUCACAAAAACGGCUACUACACCAUGUGCGAAAUCGGAUGGUUGUGGCGACAGACGCCAUAUCUCAACCGUCUACCGCCCUGUCGUGGUGAAAGAAACCACACAUAGGGAAACUGCACGGUUCUUUCUCAUAGGAUUCAACGAGAACUACAUCAAUUUGCUCGAUCCUGGCGUAUCAAACGUUACACACCAAAGUGUAUCGAUGGAAAAAUCUGGAUCGAGGUAGACGCUGUUGUCCCGGUUGUUGAAAGGACAUGACGGAGUUCGUUAUGGGCCCCUCAGUCGUGCCGGCUCUUCAACUUGUUGCUCUCAGACAGCUUCCGAAGAAUUCUCUUCUGAACGGAACUCAAGAUGAGCGAAACGGUGGUUAUAAUGUAGGGGAGGAAAGUAUGGCUUGUCUUACAAACUUGGCUGAUUCAAGCGGAUGUCCAUGGAGUUCGAUUGGUUGUCAUUGGAGUAAGCAAACAGCUGAAAAGUCUUCAGGCUGCCUGGUCUUGAGGAAGAGUAAUGGACUUGAAGAGCUUUUUUGUGCAGUUGCUCAACAAUCGGAAGUAGGAUUUCUUAGUGACCGGAAGAGUGAUUCAACGGGUGAAUCUAAAAGCAGUGGCGCUGACAAUCUGAUAUGCAUCAGUGAUGGGGAGGUGCGGAUUUCAUGUAAACGAAAAGCUUAUGUUCAUAAUGGAGGACGACUUAAAGGUGAUAUUGCUAGUGAACGUGACGACACAAUGGAUACUGGGACAUAUCAGUUGGAUCAUGAUCGAAAGGACAAUUGUGGUCAACAUUCGCCCGAAUGUAACACAAGCCAUCUGAAGCCACAAGUUGAGAAGCUUGGUUGGAAAAACGGAAGACAUGCUGAGAAUAGAAGGAAACGAUGGGCCCAAUCAGAUCCGAUGCUGGACAUAUGGAAAGCAGUGUCUGCAUCCAGGCACGCUGCUCCUUUUCGCAGACCUGUAGCUUUGCUGGAUGACUAUAACUCGAUUAUCAGGCAGCCCAUAGAUCUCAGCACCAUUCGUCGACAGCUCGAGAGUGAUGAGUCCUACAAUCUGGAGUCACUUCGGCGAGAUCUGAUGUUGAUGGUCACGAAUGCUCUGGUCUACAACAAAAGUGGUACAGAAACCUAUGACAUGGCCGUCAAAUUGAAGGCUCAUGCUUGCAGGUUGUUUGAGGGAGACGGAAAGGACUCCAUCUUGUUCGGUUAUAAGGCGUCCUCCCUUGGAAAUUCAAGCAAGUCAGCUGUUAAGGUAUCGAAAGCCAAAGCUGCUUUGCAAAAUGCAGCAGAGCUUUUUAAUGAGUGUGAAAGCCUACCUCUUGCUCCUGUGAAAAAGCAUCGGACGAUGCGAAGACCCAGAACAUGCAUUAAUAACGAUGGCGGUGGAUUGAGAAGUGACGUGGCGAAUGGAGCUGCGAUGGAUAAUAUAAGUGAAGAGGAAGCGGCAGCUGUCCUGAUUUGCUUCAGCAGCGGACAAGCAGGGGAUGAAAAACAUGCACCUUCUAUGUCCAAGGUUGCGAAGUUGGAAUCUCCAAGGAAACGGCUGAAGAGGGUUGAAACAGAGAUUGAUGAAUCUUAUUCAUGUUCGGACACUCCAGAUGAUAUUUCGCAUACGGACCAUAAUCUAAUGGCCGUGAACCUUAGUAUUAUGACUACAAGUCUCCGCCCUGCAACUGCAACCUCAUUACGUGGUAUAGAAAUCAGACCCAUGUUAGAGGAGUCUGAGAAGUACAGGUACUGGACGGCCAUGGACAUCUCUCAAACAAAGAAGUUUGAAAAUUUAGGAGUAUCUGUUUCUGUAAUUAACGAGGACCCAAGGGGAACAUCUACCAUUAGCAAUCGAGAUGAAAAUGCGGUUGGGAAUCAAAGAAGUGAGAGAACCUGUAUGGGUUUGAAGCACAAGUGGCAGGAACGUUGGCGAAUGCAGUCAGCUGCGAGUUCCGAGAGUAGUGGUCCUAUGCAGCAGUCAAGUGAUGCCGUUGGAGUCAAUACUUUUGUUGAUAAGUAUUCCAUGGAGGAUGGCUCUGGUGCAGAGACAAACUAUAGGCCUUUCCCUCAGGAGCGUACUCAAGUGUCGCGCCUCUGGUGUAGGUGGCAUUUCUUUUGUCAGAAAUCAUCACAAGUCUCAGCAAUUUGCACUUGCAGGUUGAUGUGCGGAGUUGCUUGCACGACUCCUUAUUGUUGAGGUUCGUGUGCAAAAUGUAUCGUUGUUGAAGAACGGAUGUUGUAGAAUAUCUUGCCUUGGGAUCUGUAGUCAAAAUUCCUUGCUAGUUCCAUAUUCUUUAGUAUGAAAGCGGAGCGCCUCAUUCUAAAGCAGGAAUAGCGGGUUCGAAACAUAGUCUGGCGUUGAAGUCUUUUGCGAUCGUCGAGUUCAGUCAUUGAAGUGCAACAUUCAACGAUAAUUCUGACUUGUGGAGCCAUUGAUGCACAGCCCAGGCAGGGUACCUGUGUUAUUGUGUCAUGCACAAAUUCCAGUACACUGGUCACAAUCCAUGCAAGAUUAUAUGUUUUGUUGAGUUCGUGGAAGGUAAGAGCGCACUUCGACCCUAGCCUUGCUCAAAUACUUUCAGGAUGCUCCUAUUUGAAGUAUUUUACAAGCUGGGAGAGAAGAACGUGUGUGACAGGUGCAGCAUAACAUUCUUCUUCUACUUCACCAUUCGAAAUCAGUAGGUUAUAUUUUUAUCUUCCUCUUCUCUUACCAAGGAGUCUUUAUUAUUUGAGUAAAAUUCCGUGAGCAUCCACAGGUGUAAAUCAGCUGAACUGUGUUGCAGACGUUUUCCGUUCUUUUCUAGAUCUGGUUUAACAUUGUACCGCAUGAGAAAAUGGCAUUCAUUAUUAGUAUAUGUUUCGUGUAGUCUAACAAUUCCAUAGUUUACUACCUUCUGGUGGCUUCUCCUAGAGUUGAUAAAGAUGCAUGACAUCUGACAUCAAGGGUGGGAUCUUUCUGUUUCGUUUGAAACUUGAAAAGCAUUCCAGGAACGUACUUAAGAAGCAGCCUGUUUCUGCACGGAAUAGCCUUUUCACUACCAAUUUCGCCUGAACUGUGCCUAUUCACAAGAGUUGGCGUAGUUGAGGCGUGAAGUCUUACGCCUAAGCAAAUUCAUCUGUUUGGGUAGCUCAAGGACUUCAUAGUCUUGGUAAUUUUGCAGAUCUAACCACGCGUUUUACUACUGUUGUUUAGCUACAGUUAUUAUCAGUACCUUGGGAAGCGGAUGAAAUUUACUUGAGAGUCCUAGCACAAUAAUUUGGGCCUUUUGCCGUAUGAUAUCUUGCUACGUUUUGCAGAGAUGAAUCUAUGAAAGAGAACGUCUUGAGUCCAAAGGGGAGUAGCAAGUGAUUUAUAUGUGUUAACACGUUGAGCCGCAAACCGAAUGUCUAAUCAUACCGAAUAUCUAAAUAUUUAGAGUUACAUUUUGUAUAUAAUCUUGAAGUCCAAGGUGGCUGCAUUCUCGUUGUGGCUCUUGUGGUUGGUCAUUGUACUCAAGAUCGUUUUGUGGAUUUUCGGUUUGUACUGCUAUUCCUAGUUCUCACUAAUCAUG
Marchantia polymorpha subsp. ruderalis is the source of this 3947-nucleotide messenger RNA. The record is from the annotation of a GenBank genome assembly. NCBI's taxonomy places the organism in Eukaryota, Viridiplantae, Streptophyta, Marchantiopsida, Marchantiales, Marchantiaceae.